Molecule: messenger RNA, 492 nt
Organism: Momordica charantia (bitter melon)
Lineage: Eukaryota; Viridiplantae; Streptophyta; Magnoliopsida; Cucurbitales; Cucurbitaceae
Source: RefSeq, a predicted model, not a curated record
AUGAAGCCGRGUGUAUUGUCYACUAGGAUCAACUACCCYUGGYGCGAGGAGAAYACAAUCUGGCGAUAUGUCCACGGUAGGCAGUCGGACCACAACGUGCCCUGGAGUGAUGCAGACAUCGUGUACACCCCCAUGAACGUAGGCGGGAACCACUGGGUGAUGCUCGGGAUCGACCUUGUACAGGGCGACAUAACCGUAUGGGAUUCACUCCAAACGGCCACUCCACUGGAUGAACUUGAGAAGGAGUUGAAGCCCAUGUGUACAAUCCUACCUACGCUGCUGCAUCAUGGCGGGAUAUUUUCAGUUCGACCCGACUUGCCAGUGGUGCCGUGGAGGGUACGUCGGGUUCGCGUACCACAGCAGAGUAGCGUGACUGAUUGCGGGAUUUUCUAUGUCCGGUAUUUCGAGUACGAUGCCACUGGGUCAAAUAUGGACACUUUAACCCAAGAUAAUAUUGUAUAUUUUAGGCGUCAGUACGCUCAUCAUACAUGA